CGUUUGAUAAAGGAGGAAUGGGAGAAGGAGCAGAGGAGAGAACAGGAGCAGAGGGAGCAGAGGCAGCAGGAGAAGCGGGACAGAGAGGAGGCUGUUCAGAAAAUGUUGGACGAAGCUGAAAAUCAGCUGGACAAAAGAGGACCCUGGAUGAACCCGGAGGCUCCUGCUGCCGUGAACUCUGAGAACUUUGGGACGGAGCGCGACGUGGCCAACUGUCCCUUUUUCCUUAAGACCGGAGCGUGUCGCUUCGGAGACAGGUGUUCUCGGAAGCACAUCUACCCGGCCUCCAGCCCCACGCUGCUGGUCCGCGGGAUGUUCGUGACGUUCGGGAUGGUGGAGUCUCGGCGGGACGAUUACGACAUGGACGCUUGCUUGGAGCAUAGCGAGGAGGACCUGCACGAGUCCUUCCUGGACUUCUACCACGAUGUUCUGCCCGAGUUUAAGAGCGUGGGCAGAGUGGUGCAGUUCAAGGUCUGCUGCAACCACGAACCACACCUGAGAGGAAACGUUUACGUUCAGUUUGCCACAGAGGAGCAGUGCAAAGAGGCUUUCCUCAGGUUCAACGGCAGGUGGUACGCCGGGCGGCAGCUUCAGUGUGAGAUGUGUCCCGUCACCCGCUGGAAGAGCGCCAUAUGUGGACUGUUUGACAGACAGAAGUGCCCCAAAGGCAAAAACUGCAACUUCCUUCACGUGUUCCGAAAUCCUGGUAACGAAUUCUGGGAGGCCGACCGGGACCUGCAGCUCUCCCCCGACCGCAGCGUGAGGGGGAGCCGGCGAGACGAGCGGCGAGACGAGCGGCGAGACGAGCGGCGAGACGAGCGGCGAGACGAGCGGUUCAGCGAGCGGUCCUGGAGGAGGCGGCGCUACAGCCGGAGCCCGGAACGCUCAGAGAGAUCUCACGUCAGGAGCAGGAGGAGCAGGAGCAGGAGCAGGAGCUCCCACCGUCACAGAGAGGACACUUACACGUCCAGAUGGAGACACGGGGACAGGAGGACAGAGAGACGCAGGAGCGGAGACAGGCUGAGACAUGACAGUAGAGACAAACACAGGGACAGGUCUGAAGACGAGGACACGGACAGAGAGACCAGGUCCAGAAGCAUCAGCAGAGAGAAGAAAAAGAAACGAAGCAGAGAAAAGAGCUCCGAGAGAACUGGAAGCAGCUCCCGCCAUCGACACAAACACAAGAAGAACAAGAAGAACAAGAAGAAACACAAGAAGAAAAGCCCCACAACCUCAUCUGCUGAGUCAGCACAUGAGGACGAGCCAGAGCCAGAGUCUGGAGACGGGACGAGAACCCAGGAGAGCCAGGAGAACCAGAUGAGCCAGGAGAACCAGGCUGAGCACGAGAACCAGGAGAACCAGAACCAGGUUGACCAGGAGAACCAGAUGAACCAGGAGAACCAGGCUGAGCACGAGAACCAGGAGGGCCAGAACCAGGUUGACCAGGAGAACCAGGCUGAGCACGAGAACCAGGAGAACCAGAACCAGGUUGACCAGGAGAACCAGGCUGUGCAGGAGGAUGUAAGGUCAGAGGAGAAACAGGAAACAGAAACAUUGACCCUUCAACAUAAAACAUAUCCACCUGUUCAGAUUAAAUAAUCCAGAUUACUGCAGAUUAAAGAUGUUACACUGAUAUUCCAGUCAGUACUUCAGCCUGAAAUACUUUUACUCAUAAAAACAACCCAGUACUUUGUACUGAUCCCACUGUUAUUGUCUGUGACAUCACUUCCUGUUUGUAGAUAUUUUAAGAUUAACACAAACAGUCUGCUGUGUUCUGAAUAAAGAAAUAUAUUUCUACAGUUAUUAUGUGAUAUUUAAAUAUUAACUCAACUACGAGUACACAAACUGAAGUACUUGUACUCUGAAAUGAACUCAUAUCACAUCUUUAGGAAAAGCAGAAAAUGUUACUUUGUUUCGGCUACUUGGAAAGUCAGAUUUCAGGAAGUUAUCACCUGCUGGUGUAACCGAUGUCUGUUAGCAAAAUAUUUAAUGACUCAAUGAACACUUCAGAAUAAAACUGUAAUCACUGGGUUUA
Molecule: messenger RNA, 2035 nt
Organism: Austrofundulus limnaeus
Lineage: Eukaryota; Metazoa; Chordata; Actinopteri; Cyprinodontiformes; Rivulidae
Gene: zrsr2
Product: zinc finger (CCCH type), RNA-binding motif and serine/arginine rich 2
Biological process (GO): mRNA splicing, via spliceosome
Cellular component (GO): U2AF complex
Molecular function (GO): metal ion binding; RNA binding
Source: RefSeq, a predicted model, not a curated record